Molecule: messenger RNA, 2515 nt
Organism: Zootoca vivipara (common lizard)
Lineage: Eukaryota; Metazoa; Chordata; Lepidosauria; Squamata; Lacertidae
Gene: THAP7
Product: THAP domain containing 7
Biological process (GO): regulation of DNA-templated transcription
Cellular component (GO): nucleus
Source: RefSeq, a predicted model, not a curated record
CCUUUCCCCAUCAGAGGGGGAAAGCGUGUUUCUCUCCACACGGACGUAAAUAAGACCGUUGGGAAGAGGUCGAGCUCGUUUCUAACAGUUAUCUUUAGUGUAAGCAGUUUGGAAUCUAUGCCGUCAGAUCAAGCUUUAACGUGGGCCAAUAUCAAACUGCAGAUCUGGAGCAAGUGAAGCUGUGUGCCUCGGAGCAUAUCAAAGAUGCCCCGCCACUGUUCUGCCACUGGCUGCUGCACCCGUGACACUCCUGAGACACGCAACCGAGGCAUUUCCUUCCAUCGACUUCCAAAGGACAACCCCCGGCGAGUGAUGUGGUUGGAGAAUUGUCGGAGGAAGGACUUGACCGGCGAGGGUCUUUGGGACCCUGCCUCCAAGUAUGUUUACUUUUGCUCCAAGCACUUUGAGAAGAGUUGCUUCGAACUGGUGGGCACCAGUGGCUACCAUCGGCUCAAAGAGGGUGCUGUUCCCACAAUAUUUGAACUUCACGCCAAACUGCGCAAAAAAUCAAAGCUAGGCAACUCGAAACUCGCGAAACGUCAGCAGAAGCAGAGCUGCAGCCGUUGCCUGGAGGAGGAGUUGAGUCCUUUGUGCAUGGACAUCUCAUGCUUCCCUGCACAAGAGCUGUCAAGCCCUGGGGCUGCUCCCACCAGCAGCGAGCCUCGAAGCCAGCCUGACCUCCCGGGGCCGGCGUCAGAGAGCCUGGCCACCCUGUCAGACAUUCCCCUGGAACAGUCACCCGCUGCUACUGGCCAGGAAGGAGCUUCUCCUUCUCCGGCCCUCCCGGAGCCUGUGGGGGAUUCAUCCCACCCCGUUUCCCUCUCUCUCUACAUGUUGCGCCUGCCUCCCCCAGCUGGGGCUUACAUCCAGAACGAGCACAGCUACCAGGUAGGCAGUGCCUUGCUGUGGAAGCGGCGAGCGGAGGCAGCCCUCGAUGCUCUGGGGAAGGCGCAGCGGCAGCUCCAGGCCUGCCGGCGCCGAGAACAGCGACUCCGCCUUCGGAUCUGCGAGCUUCUGCGUGAGCGGCGGCCACACAGCGCCGAGGCACAUCGACGGCUCAAGGAGCACCUGCAGGUCUUUGAACUGCAGCUCCUCAAUGACCUUGAGUAACUUUGGGGCGGGCCAAAACUGACCUUUCCCUGUUUGGUACACUCUCAGCUUCAGGCUGUGUGAUGGUCCCUGCAGCUAAGCUGUGUGUCAAAACUCGGGGUCCUCCAGUCUAGCUGGCCACUUGGCAUUUGCCGCCUUCCCUUUCACCAUUCAUUCGCAUAUAAUCUGUACCUGUAAAUAAAUAUUGUUUUGUAUGAUGGAUGCUUCCUACUCGUCUGAAAGACACCUGGUUGCUUUUACAGCAGAUUUGCAACAGCUGUCAACCUGCGGCCUUCAGCAUGGUGUUGCCUGAGGUGUAGGAAGGAUCAUACAGUUUCUAGCAAGUUUCGGCUCAACCUUGCUCACGAGGAGAUUGAAUUAGGGGGUGUAAGGGAUAAAGGUUGCCCUGUUUUCUGAUGGAUUAUAGGUUUACAAGGAUCUUAAGAUCCUGUGGGCCAAGGCAUCCUUAUCCCACUGAGGCUCAUCUAUAAAAUAUAUAUAAAUACUUCAGGCGGAGUGAUGUGCAUCAGCAGGAGAAGAGCAAACUCGCCAUGCUGGAGAUGGCACUAUCUUUUGAGGAACAGUUCAGUAAAACCACUCAGAUGGUUCUAAGUAAGUAAGCCAAAAGCUUAAGUGAAGUCUAGGCUGCUAGACUUGCUGCGAAGCAAAACCUGUCCGCCUAUCAGCUGAGUUAGGCCUAGUGUAUGUUAGAAAAGGACAGAAGCGCUAAGACAGAGGAACAAUAAGUACCAUUUGUUGGGCGUUUCUCAUGUGCACUCAUAAACACAACCAUCUGUGCUCUUCAAAUAGCCUUUUGCAACAAUAUUUUAUUCAAAAUGCUGGAGGGUCAUGGGUGAAUAUGAGUCUCAUUACUGAUAAUUGAAACCUGCUCUGGGAGCCUUUUUCAGCUCAAAGAGUAGAGUGAAAACAGGUUUAAAAUGCACAUUAGUGGCAUGCAGAAGGCUGCUUACCCGUAAAAAUCUAUUGUUGGACUGGGGCAACUGAUUUCUAUAGUUUGCAAUGGUUGCAGGAUAUUUCACUUUGUGCUAACACCCGUCAAGGACUCGGCUGCCUGAACAGAACCACUUACAUGCCUAUCAUGACUAUCACAACCCGCAAGGGUGGGUGGAACAAGGAUGUGGCUCCUCAGAAAUAUUCCUAGCCUCUCUUCUGAAUGUUCAGCUGUUUUUUUAAAAUAAAAAAACCUAAGUCUCUAGUCCUUUUUCCUAGAAAGUACCCAGACAGACUUUUGUCCAGUUGCUCUCUAAAAAUAAAAUUGCUGUUGUCUUCUAUUGUUUUCUGGCUAAUGAAUGAAAAGGCACUGGAAUAACUGAUGAGCUCUAAUCCAUUAUUUUAUUUUUUUGUACUUUUGAUUUUAUUUGUAUUUAACACCAUGAAGCAAAAUAAAUAUACUGGGCUACUCCAA